GCUACAAGUAAAGAACCCUACCCUGUUAAAACAUUCCCUUCCAGAAAACGUAUAUCAUUAAUAAAAAAUGUUAAAUACUGUAGCUAGAAAUAGUAAAAACCUUAAAACUAAAUAUGGUAAUUUAAGGAAUAUUGUUAGUUUAGCAGAACCUAAACAACCUAAAGUAGUGACAGAUAUUCCUGGACCUAGAUCAAAAGAACUGCUAUCUAGAUUACGAAACAUACAGCAAACAGGGUCGGUGCAAUUAUUUGCAGAUUACGAAAAAUCCAUUGGAAACUAUUUGAUAGAUGUCGAUGGAAACAUUCUUUUGGAUACUUACACACAAAUAUCAUCGGUCCCAUUGGGUUACAACCAUCCUGCUUUAUUGAAUACUUUUAAGAAUGAGAAAAAUAUAAAAACUUUAAUAAACAGACCUGCUUUGGGAGUUUUCCCAGGUGAAAAUUGGCCAGAAAAAUUGGAAAGCAUCCUUCAAAAAGUUUCUCCUGGUUUGCCAAACCUUACAACAAUGAUGUGUGGCUCUUGUUCAAACGAAAACGCUUACAAAAACAUGUUUAUAGCUUACCAAACAAAACGGCGAGGAGAAAAUGACUUUUCCAAAGAAGAAUUGGAAUCUUCUUUGAUAAAUACACCACCAGGCGCUCCAAGGUUGUCAAUUUUAUCAUUUAAAAAUGCUUUUCAUGGCAGAACCCUCGGAGCUCUCUCUACAACUCAUUCCAAAGCCAUACACAAGCUCGACUUUCCGUCUUUUGAUUGGCCGAUUGCUGAUUUCCCGAAAUAUCAAUACCCUCUCCACCAGCACGUAGCAGAAAAUAGUAAAGAAGAUGACAGGUGUCUUGAACAAGUUGAGGAUUUGAUCGAGAAAUACAAAAAACUUAAUAACUCAGUCGCUGGUGUUGUGAUUGAACCAAUUCAAUCUGAGGGGGGCGAUAACGAGGCUUCCCCGGAGUUCUUUCAGAGGCUACAGAAAAUAUGUAAAUCGAACGAAGUUUAUUUAUUGAUCGAUGAAGUUCAAACGGGAGGAGGACCAACUGGCAAAUUUUGGUGCCAUGAACAUUUUAAUUUGGAAAGUUCUCCAGAUGUGGUAACUUUCAGCAAAAAGAUGCAGUUGGGAGGGUAUUUCCAUACAAAAGAACUAAGUCCCAAGUUACCAUACAGGGUAUUCAACACAUGGAUGGGCGACCCAGGCAAACUACUGAUGUUGGAAACUAUUAUUAACGUAGCCAAUGAUCAAAAUUUACUGAAAAAUGUGAGGGAAACUGGUGACCAUUUAAAAAAAAAUUUAAUUGAAAUUGAAAGUGAAUUUUCCCACUUGAUCAACUCUACAAGAGGGAGAGGUACAUUUUUAGCCAUCAAUGCUAAAACAACUCAACUACGGGAUCAUAUUUUGGAUAAAUUAAAGCAAAGAGGUAUUCAAAGUGGUGGAUGCGGCGACAAUGCAAUCAGGUUAAGACCUGCUCUAAUUUUCGAAACCAAACACGCUGAUAUAUUUUUGGAUUCUUUUAGAAAUGUUUUAAUUGAGCUUAACAAGUAAUUUAUCUAUUUUUAAUUUAAAGAAAAUGUUAUUUUAAAAGCUUUACUAUGGUACAAAAAUCUGUCUUCCCUUAAAAGGUCUUCCAAAUGAUUAAUUAUGUUACUUAAGUACUUUCAAUGUGUAAAUGUUUGUAUGUUAAAUAUAAAAAGGGGCCUUAAUUUAGUUGUGGGCUAAAUUGACCUUUUGGAAGUUGAAACUAGGCAACUUUAAUGAUUGGCUGUUCUCUAGGGUGAGGGCAAUAUAUUGACCCCUUACCAAAACAUAUAUGUUCUGGUAAGAGGUCAAUAUUUUUGGCCAAACGGAAUGUAACUGGUCACCAUCACAGUCGAACUUGCAUUUGACUCGAAGUAGAAGUAGGUUGUAAUUUUGGAAACAGCUUUCCUGCAGCAUGUCAUAAUAUAGAAGUAUAAUAUCGGCACAUAAACCUUCCUGCGUUCCCUCCCGGUAUCAUCAAAGAACAGAAAGUAUUACUGGAAUAUCUUCGAGAUCUAUAAGGUGCAUAGGUUCGUCAAAAAGAGCUCUUCCACAUCUGAUUCCGUUUCUCAACCAUAUCAGCAACAUCAAACUUUCUUAAAAUGAUUAAAACGAAAUCAACUUUUUCCGACAUUAUGGUAACAAAAGUUUUAGCACAAAGCAAUAAGAUACCAACAUAAAACAUGAUAUGAAAACAGGAAGAACCAAAUACCGCCUAAAGGAAGUAGGAACUCUUUUCACUUCCAUAGAGGGAACUACCCAGCUAGCAGAAGUCUGUCCUAAGGACGUCCUAAGGAAAGCCUUACAGGAUAUUGGGAUAUCCCAAGGAUAUCCUAGGACGUCCUCAGACCUCCUCAGGACAUCCCAACCACGGCCGAGUGGUGCAAAAAAGGCCAGCCUACAGACGUCCCGCAAAUGGCCUUUAGGAUAUCCUAGGGAUAUCCCUAGGUCCAUAUAGGUCCAGGAAUAGGACAUCCUAAGGAUGUCCCCUGAAAGUCCCAUGGGUAUAUGUAGGUCCAGGAAUGGGAUGUCCUGAGGACAUCCUCUAAAUGGCCUUGUUAUUUGUUGGGG
This is a messenger RNA of Brassicogethes aeneus, 2575 nucleotides long. Lineage: Eukaryota; Metazoa; Arthropoda; Insecta; Coleoptera; Nitidulidae. The record is from the annotation of a GenBank genome assembly.